Messenger RNA from Phanerochaete carnosa HHB-10118-sp, 219 nucleotides. RefSeq lists its product as uncharacterized. The transcript has 2 exons. The annotation marks the transcript as partial. Gene Ontology annotation, biological process: protein insertion into mitochondrial inner membrane; protein import into mitochondrial matrix. The record is from RefSeq and is a predicted model, not a curated record. NCBI's taxonomy places the organism in Eukaryota, Fungi, Basidiomycota, Agaricomycetes, Polyporales, Phanerochaetaceae. Gene Ontology annotation, cellular component: TIM23 mitochondrial import inner membrane translocase complex.
AAAUUAAGGAUGGGAGCCAUGAUGGGCACAGGUGUUGGGCUGACCAUUGGCUUCAUCUUUGGUUCUUAUAGCAUCUUAAGAGGAGGUGCUGGCCCGCGGGGCGUCCUUUCAACGCUUUCUCAAUAUAUGCUUGGCAGUGCGGCAACGUUUGGUUUUUUCCUUUCUAUUGGCUCCGUGAGUGCAAUCCUGUCCUCUCGUCUCCGGGCUCGUGAAGAAUAA